AUGGAUGCAGGUGCUAGAGGUCGUGGUGCAAAAGAUCGCGGUAAAGCAGUUGCCCGUGGGGGCAGAGCAAUUGCCCAUGGUGGCAGAGCUGAUAGCCGUGGAGGCCGAGGUUGGGGUCAUGGACUACUAGCAGAGUCGGGUUUUGGUGCCGGUGAUGGCGCAAGAGUUGGGGUGGCCCCAGGUGCGGGUGCUGCUCCCGCUCAGGGUCGAGAUGACCUAGUUGUCAGGCUACUGAAGCAGCUGUUGGCACGUCUUCCGCCAACAGUUCCACAACAGGCUUCGGGUGUACCUCCAGUGGCCUGGGUGCAUCAGGGAGCUGCAGUUGCUGAGCAGCCGAGGGCUAUAGUUGUGGAUGUGCCGCUCUAUCUAGAAAUGAUGGGGCAGAUGUAG
Messenger RNA from Microthlaspi erraticum, 390 nucleotides. The record is from the annotation of a GenBank genome assembly. NCBI's taxonomy places the organism in Eukaryota, Viridiplantae, Streptophyta, Magnoliopsida, Brassicales, Brassicaceae.